GCAACCAUCAUUUUGAAAAACUCAGCAUCUGCUUCAUUCCUUCCUUUCAAAUAUUGCAUCCGUUCCACUCACGCCAACAACGCCACCCUCACCAAACCCUAGCCACAACCACAGUAUGCAAGACUUUUUGGGUUCUAUUCGCCGCUCCCUGGUUUUCCGACCCGGGGGCGACGAUGCUCCCUUUGCCGGAAUCGCCGACAAGCUUGGCUCCGUUAUUCGAAAAUCGCGAAUCGCAUUCAAACCUCCUCCUCCUCCCAUCCGGUGGCGCAAGGGCGAGUUGAUUGGUUCCGGCGCCUUCGGUCACGUCUACAUGGGAAUGAACCUCGAUUCCGGGGAGCUUAUUGCCAUCAAACAGGUUUUAAUAGCGCCUGGUAGCGCUUAUAAGGAGAACACACAGGCUAAUAUUCGGGAGCUCGAAGAAGAAGUUAAGCUUCUCAAGAAUCUUAAGCAUCCAAAUAUUGUUAGAUACUUGGGAACUGCGAGAGAGGAGAACUCCGUAAAUAUUCUGCUGGAGUUCGUACCUGGUGGUUCUAUCUCAUCACUUUUGGGGAAAUUUGGAUCCUUCCCCGAAUCCGUUAUAAGAAUGUAUACGAAACAGCUUUUACUGGGCCUUGAAUACCUUCACAAUAAUGGGAUUAUUCACAGAGAUAUUAAGGGAGCCAACAUUCUAGUUGAUAACAAAGGGUGCAUUAAACUUGCAGACUUUGGUGCAUCCAAGAAAGUUGUUGAACUGGCUACUAUUAAUGGUGCAAAAUCAAUGAAGGGCACGCCACAUUGGAUGUCCCCUGAAGUUAUUCUACAAACAGGACAUACAAUCUCCACUGAUAUAUGGAGUGUUGCAUGCACCGUGAUAGAGAUGGCCACAGGGAAGCCUCCAUGGAGUCAACAGUAUCCCCAAGAGGUUUCAGCUAUUUUCUAUAUCGGGACAACUAAAUCUCAUCCACCCAUACCUGAACAUCUGUCUGCUGAGGCCGAAGACUUUUUGCUGAAAUGUUUCCACAAGGAGCCAGAUUUAAGGCCUUCUGCAUCAGAGUUGUUACAGCAUCCGUUCAUCACCUCUGAAUAUCAUGGAUCUCAUUCAAUCUUACGCAGUUCAAUCAGGGAUUCUUGCAAUAAGAUGGCAACAUAUGGAAUGAACUCUAGAACCUUCUUGGAUUCUGUCCAGGGAUCAACUUGCACUGGCUUGAAGGAUGUUUGUCAGAUAGAUAGCAUAAAGUUCUCAACUGUGUAUCAUAAAGCAGAUUCCUACCAGAGAGCAGACAACAAUGAUGAUGACAUGUGUCUGAUAGAUGAAGAUGAUUUUUUGAUUGGUUCACCAGUAAAAUCUGAAUCUCUAUUAGCUUCUGAUGAUACGAAGAGUUGCAAUCCUUCGAGCAAACCUGCGGAUGAUCAUCUUUGCAAUUUUAAUGAAACCCAAUAUUUAGAGAAAAACAGACCAUACUUGUCAUUUUCAAGUGAGCCUCUAGGAACUGAAGAUGAUGAAGAAGUUACUGAAUGUAAAAUUAGAGACUUCCUUGAUACUAAGGCCCUUGAACUGAAGAAGCUUCAAACACCUCUUUAUGAAGAAUUCUUUAGCAUAUCAAAUGCAGCCGUUGCUCCUACUUCCUUUGCAAAGAGUAAAGUUAUAUCGGGUGUCCCAAAUGUAACAUCAAAACUCAGAUCGCCUAGUCAGGCUUGGAGACGGUUCUCAAUGGUUGGCAGUGCUACCGUAGCAAGCCCUGGAAGUCAUACCAAAUACCGAUCGAAGCAUAAUGGUGCUCACUGUCAACCUUUGCAGGAAAUUCAGCCAUCUGAGCUUAAUGAAUUAAAGGAGACUCUUCAUGACGCUGAGCUGGAAUCAUCUAGUGCAAGCUCAAACUUCUCGGAGAGACAAAGGAAAUGGAAAGAAGAAUUGGCUGAAGAGCUAGAGUGGAAACGAGAGAUGAUGCGUCGGGCCGGAACUGGAGGAAAAAUUACAUCUCCAAAGGAUCGCUGAUUUUAUGAAGACUGAUGAUUUGCUCAUUGUUUUUUCACUAGGCUACUGACUUCCUAUUCAUCUUGACAUUUUACUACAGGGAGAGAGAAGAAAGCGUUUUCCCUUGGAGAAGUCAUAUGUAAUCUUGCAAUGUCAUCAAGUAAGAUGUUGCAAUAGGAAAUAUUUUGUCAAUUCAAUGUAAUAUAGCGGGAUAUGCAUUAUAGAGUGUACUGAGUUAUGUAUAAAACAUAUAUAUAAUGGAAAUAUGCAAAGAGAAUUAAGUCUGAGUACCCAGUUGGGUAUAAAAUAUA
Molecule: messenger RNA, 2265 nt
Organism: Vigna unguiculata (cowpea)
Lineage: Eukaryota; Viridiplantae; Streptophyta; Magnoliopsida; Fabales; Fabaceae
Product: mitogen-activated protein kinase kinase kinase NPK1-like
Source: RefSeq, a predicted model, not a curated record